AUGACUACCACGAGCCGCGACGCUUACACUCCCCUCGAAUCGCUGUUCCUGCUCCGCGGCAUCGCCAAACACGGUCUCGACCAGCAGGCUUUCCAACGCAUUGCCGACAUCCUCCAGCAGAACCGCCUCAUCAAGACUGCGCCCUCGUACGAUGCCGCGCGGCUGAGGCCCGAGCCUCUCCAGGAGCUCUUCCUCCACCUGCUGUGGGACGAGCUGAAGCAAGAGCACGACACUCCAGGCCCCAAGCCCGAUGGCGGUCUGUCUCCGAACUCUAAAAGGCGACGGUUGCAGCCGCCGCCGCUGCCCACUCUGAGGGAGGCCCACCAAUAUGUGCCCAAGAUCGAAAGCCUUUACCGGAAACUCGAGCAGACCUACGUCAACCAAAGCCUCCAGGAGAUCGAACAGCACGAGAGACACUAUGAACGGGUUCAGACUGAGGUGCGCGCGUUAGAGCAGGCAGUUGCUCGGGGUGAGGAGCAGGAGAGGAGGGCAAAGAUUCCAGACGGCGUACCGGCUCAGGACGGUCCAGUGGCGGCACAUAAACCGAGUCCGGCUUUGGGUCCGAUUCCCAGUCCAGUUUCGGUUCAGGGCCCGGGGCCCAGAUUACCCAACGGCGCCGGUCACGGUCCUUCGCCAGCUGCAUCGCCGCGGAUUGCUUCUCCACGACUACCGCCGCCGCAAACUCAGUCUCCCCGUACUCCUACGACUCCCCAACUGCCGAUACCCACGCCUCCUCUGCCGCAACAACAGCAACAGCAACAGCAACAGCCACAGCAACAGCCACAGCAACAGCCACAGCAACAGCCACAGCAGCAGCAACCUCAACCUCAACCACAACCGCAACCGAUACAGCAACCGAUACAGCAACCGACACAGCAACAACAGCCGCCGAUUCCACCGCAGCUACCGCCCCAGGUAUCCGCUCAUAUACCGCCACGGCCCGAAGUCGUUCGUCAUGCCAGCGUUCCGUCUCCUACGACUCAGCUGCCACCCGUCAGGGCGAGUCCCGGCCCGUUGCCUCCUACCACGCUGCCUACGACUCUGCCUCCGACUACGACGGCAGCAUUACAGCCACAGCUGGUCAGCUCUCCGCGGUUGGGACAUCACAACAUUCCUCGGGGUCCGAUUACGUCUGGUCCUGGUUCUCCAAGGCCCAUGACUGCCGGUGGGAUACCACAUGUCCUUCAACCACCAGCUUCCUUCUCCCAGGCGCCUCCUCAACCACCCCAGCCACCCAAACCUCCCACUCCUACCGGGGGACUGCCACGGCUGGACGGUGUUGCAGGGCCUUCGAGACAGUCUCCAGUUCUUCCGCCUGCUCAUCACCCGGCAGCUACUCUUCCCCCACCGCAGCCAUCGAUCUCUGGACAGUCGCAGGGUGGGCAACUCAAAUGGGAGCCUCCAUAUCAACCACAAGCCGGGCAUCGUCCUAUCAUGGGCCCUGGACAGCAACAUCCCCAUUACAGCCCUAUGUCACAAUCCCCCCAGCCGCUGCACUCGCCUAGGCUGUCUUCGCAUCCACCACCUCAGCAGGUACAGCAACACCCAGUGGUAUCAAGGCCUCCUCAGCCGCCGCCUAUGAAGCCGCAGGUCUUGAUACCUCCUCAGGCUGGCCAACAUUAUGCUCCUCCUUUGCAGCCGGCACCUAUUAGGUCCAUGUCCGACUCACCUGGUCCGAGUCCUGUUCGGCAACCGUUGGCUCCUAAUGCGGCUACCGGAAUACCUAGGGUUAAUUACCAGCAGCAUCCCUCGCCGUAUCCUCCAUAUCACCUUCCACAGCAUUUGCAACAGGGUGCUGCGGUUGGUUCACCGCCGCAGUCGCCAUCCGCGAUUCCGCCGAGACUCACUCAUGGGCUGGCUGCCCCUCAGCAGCAACAAUCACCUCCGCCGCUGCAGUCACAACAGCAACAGUCACCUCAACACCAACCCCAGGCGCUACAGGCUCCUCCACCGUUCAGCCAGCCGGUCGCGGCGUCUAUGGCCCCGUCGCCGACUUUGGCACCUAUUCAGUCGGAGGUACAGAGAGCUUAUCCUUCGCCAUACCCAUCUCAGAUGCCACAGCUUUCUCAUCCACCACAGGCACAUCAGCUGCAGGCACAUCCACCGCAAGUGCCUCAUCCGUCUCCAGUAUCGCAUCCACAUCCACCGCCGACACACCAACCACAGGCGCACCCGCCCCAGUCUCCCCAAGCUCCUCAGGUGCCCCAGGUAUCACAGCCUCCUCAACCCCAUGCUCCUCGGGCACCACAGGUUCAUCCAACGCCCCAGCUACCGCACCCACAGCAGGCCCCCCUGCCCCAGGUUACCCAAGCUCAAUCCCCGCGGGUUCCGCCGAUCACUCAUGCUCCUCAGCCGCCGGUCGCCCAUUCGCCGCAUGUACCACAUCCACCGCAGCAGCAGCAGCAACAACAACAACCACAGCCUCCGAUCCAACAACACAGGCCGCGCUCACAUUCUGCUGUGACAACUCAUUCCGGCCCCAGGUUCAGUCCCAUUACUUCGGUCACUCAGACUACUCUGGUACCUCCCGCGAAAUUGAGCCUCGGCAGUGGCACCAAGUGGGUGUCUACAGCUAGUCCUUCUACCCCUAAGCUGCCUGAUGUGCGAUCUGGCGGUGAUGAAAUUCGGCCUCCUGCAGUUGAGCCGCUUAGCCCCGUACAGCAGCCUGCAGUUUUGCCAACGGCCAGACAAGACCCGGCCAGACCUUCUCCGGCUCGGCAGCCGACGGGUGAAACGGUCAGACCUAGAGGAAGCGCCCCUCUAGUUGGUCCCCAACCUACUCCGGCAUCACAGGCUCGUCAGCAAGCAGCUCAGAAGGUGUCGAAGCCAGCGGAUAAACCAGCGGCAGCUGAACAGUCCAGUAUUGCUAAAGACCCUGCCAAAGACCCGGAACCGGCCACCACUGUUAAGAAUGAGGUGGACACGCCCCAGGCUACGAUGGACACAGGCGAUACCACAGCCGACGAAAGUGUCGCUGGUAAACGUCAAGCAGCUCGUCAAGCGAAGCGUAAACGGGAUGAGCUAUCACCCAGUCCCUCCGCCACUCCCGCCGAGCCCACAACUAAUGGUAACGCAAUCCCUGCCAACCAAAAAUUCGACCAAGAAGCGCCGGUGACAACGUCAGCGAUGGCACCACCGGACGCCAACAGGGUCCUCUGGAGCCGUGGUUUCCACAAAGUCAGCGCCUCGGCCAUGGAACAAAUCGUCCGCCACCGGUCCGCCAACAUGUUUGCCGCGCCCAUCCGCGAGAAAGACGCUCCCGGUUAUCAUAAGGUGAUACUGCAGCCUCAAGACCUCAAAUCCAUCCGGGCCGCCAUCGCCCACGGCAACCGUUCCGCUACCCAAGCCGCCGCCGCUCUACCUGGUGGAGACCCAGGCCAUAUGUUGGUCUGGCUCCCACAAAUGGAAGAGCUCGUCCCGCCCAAGGGUAUCAUCAACACGGCCCAGCUGGAUCGAGAGCUUGCACACAUGUUCAGCAACGCGAUCAUGUACAAUCCCGACCGCUGGCACGGGCCUGGCAGUUCCUUCCUGGCAGAAAGAGAGGAAAGGGCCGAUGACAAUAACCAGGCAGGUGGCCACGGUCAUGGGCACGGUCACGGCCACGGCCAUCCGGGUGAUGUGCUUGGGUACAAGGUUGAUGAGUUCGGCGUGGUCAAAGACGCGAGGGCAAUGUUCUCGGAGGCUGAUUCACUGUUGGCCGACCUGAGGGUUGCGGAGGACGGGAGGAUCAAGACGAUGAUGGAGGAUGGGACGCUGCAGAUGGCUUCGAGUGGAAGUGGAAGUCAAAGUCAGGAUCAUUCUAGGUCGGCGAGUAAGGGUGUUGAGAAGGCUGAAGAAGGACAGCAGAAGGAUAAGCCUUUUGAUGAUGACAAGAAGGAGCAAGGCAAGGAUGCUGAUGCUGAUGGUGAUGUCUCGAUGGUUGGUGAUAAGGAGGAGGACGAGGCGGCGAAAGGGGAUGAUGGGAAGGUUAUAGAUGAGGAAGCAGAUGGAGAAGGGACGGCUACUGAAGCUGAGACUGCUGGUGGAAGCAGUAGUAAUCCGAGCAAGAGGAGGAGGGUGACGAGAGGGGAGAAGGGUUAA
This is a messenger RNA of Sordaria macrospora k-hell, 4080 nucleotides long. RefSeq lists its product as uncharacterized. NCBI's taxonomy places the organism in Eukaryota, Fungi, Ascomycota, Sordariomycetes, Sordariales, Sordariaceae. Gene Ontology annotation, molecular function: protein binding. Gene Ontology annotation, cellular component: NuA4 histone acetyltransferase complex. The record is from RefSeq and is a predicted model, not a curated record.